Messenger RNA from Heterobilharzia americana, 3822 nucleotides. The record is from the annotation of a GenBank genome assembly. Lineage: Eukaryota; Metazoa; Platyhelminthes; Trematoda; Strigeidida; Schistosomatidae.
AUGUCAACAGAGUUUUCUGACAAUGAAAUUGUAGAAUCUGGUCAUUCACCCAUUGAAGAACCAGCUCUUAUCCCACUAUCAGAAGCUCCACUCCUGGGAGAUACGAAUCCACUAAUAGAUCAUCCAACCACAGCCUCACUGCCAACAACACCAUCCCUGCCACAGGCCAUAACAAUUCCCUCUCAAACGGAAUUGAUAGAACAAGAAGAAAUUAAGCAUACUCAACAAGAGCCGAGUGAAUCAAUAAGAGAUACUAAAGAUUCACAGAAGUAUAGCAACGUGGAUCAGUCAGCUACCCUUAUACCAGAAGGAAAUUUGUCAAAUAAAGAAAACGGUGGUGAAAUUAUGAUGAGUCAAAAUGGUAGAGGGGAUGCUUCAUCUGAGUGGAUGCCAGAACAACAUUAUAAUGUUUACACAUGUUCUACUGUAACACCAAGUUCACAAUCAGUUUUGCAGCUUAAACAAUAUUAUACGAAUCUAGAACAGUCUACAAAAUCUAAUGCGUCCAAACUAACUGAACAUACUGAUCAUAAUGGAAAUUACAACAAUCAUGAGAAAAAAUCGCAUCGUAGAUUAAGACGUAACACAUAUGAUAAAUUGCUGCAUUGUUCAAUCUCCAGCAACAAUCGUGGAGAACAAAUUGAUCCUAUGGAAGAGUUUUCCUACCUCAAAGAUGGAAAAAUGCGUACAUCCGUUGAAGAAUUACGGAAGCUAUUUGAAUCUGGUGCAUUUAACGAGUAUAAUAAAAAGCUUAUAGAAGAGGAAACAGUAAUAACAUCGGUAGAACAAAAUGAACAUUUAAACCAAUUAAACCGUUCUAAAUCAUUUGAACCAAUUAAAUCACUUCGAAUGAAUUCUGUAGAAUUUCGUUCGCGUCCUCCGAAAUUUCGUACACCCAGCCCCAAACCAUGUCAGCUACCUACACCACCUCCACUCCCUCUACCGCCAUCUAUGGAAUUUGUUAACAAAUCGUAUGAGAUUACAAACGCCACUAACAAUGAAAACAGUAGCAUAAACAAACCGAAGAAUAAAAGUAGACGCAAAAACAAAAAUUACUCAUCUUGUUGGAGCCAACCAGCUAAGCCUAUAUUAUCAAUGAGUUUACCUUAUCGUUCAAGAUCUUUGGCUCUUGAUAGAAAAUCUGAACCAGUUCAUUUGGAUAGAGGAUGCUCACUGUCUCGUUAUCGAGCAUGUUCAAUCACUCAGCGUUCUUUAUCACCAUUACUGAAUUCAUUACUUAAGGAGGACCAAAUUAAUAGGUCGGCACAAAAUACCAUAGCAAGAACUACAGAUGGCAAAAACCCAAAGACAAGGAAUCUUAUGAAAGGCAAUAAUGGAGAUAAUAAGGUUUCGGAAAUCAAUAAACAAAAUGCUGACCAAUCUUUAGUCCAGUACGAUAAAUAUAAUCUGAAACCAGAUCAAAUUGUUUGUGUAAAUCCCUCUUCUUCUGAUGGUGUAUAUGUCCGAUCAGCUGUUGUAUAUGAACGCGUAAAUGACAAACCAAUGCCAUCUGAGCCUAAGAAUUUUAUCACAACUUAUGUAGUAUCUAAAUGGCCAAGCCCAAGUCAAGCGACGGUGCAAGCUACAAAUUUAUGGGUUGCAGAACAAUCUCUACAGCACUACAAAAAUAAACCGUCUACACCUUUUAGGUCUCAAGCUUUGUCAAAAAUAAGUAAUAUGGGUCUUUCUAAUGGACCGAAAGAUGUGCAGCUCUAUCACAGUAGUCCAGGUGAUAAUCCUACUCAACUAAAAAAAGCCACCAUAUCACAAAAGGAUCGUGGUUCAGCGAUCCAACCAAGGAUAAAAUUUGGCCAACCCAAUCAGCAGCAUACAUACAGUCACAACAGAAACACAUCACUGUCUCCACAGCCAUUGCCAACUCCACCACCCACUGAGUUGCACCCACAUAUAUUGCGUUGUACCAGUGGUCACUGUAGUCCAACUCAACAAACUCGUGCUUCUCAGCCUUGUCUAAACAGAUCAACCCGCUUUGAUAAAGGUCGAUAUAUGACACAAAAUAGACCUUACUUAAGUCGUUCAUGGUCAGUAAAAUCUUUAUCACCACCACCACCUUUCAGAAGUCAGUGGUUGAGUUCAAUGAGUGCUUCAAGAAGUAGGCAAAAAAUAUCUGAUAAAUCUCAUAGCCUAACAAGAGAAAGAUAUAGCAUGCCUUAUACAGAACCAACAUGUAAACAGCACCGAAGUAGGGAAGCAAACAAAGUUAUCAACUGUAUUAAACAUAGGAGUUGUGUGGAAUCACACCGCAUGGAAAAUGCAAGACGCCUUCGCGAUAGAGAAAAGAAGGAAUGGAUUAAACGUGCUGAAGAAAUCAGUGAAGACAGACAAAAAUACCACGAGGUCAGAGGAAGCUGGUCACCACCAAGUAUGCGAAGUCCACCUCGUUCAACACCGAACAAUAUGGAAGAGUGUACAGAAAAAGAAAUUCAACAAUACGUUAGGCAGCAUUCACCACCAGCACGCUCUCCACACAUUGUAUUUCCAAGGUAUUCGCCUUGCUAUCCACAAGAAUAUGUUAGAUCAUUAGAUAAAGGUAUACAGUGUGACACAGUUGAUGAGAACGAUAAUAGAUAUCAGAUGACAAGACAAUUUUCGAAUAACUGUAUAGAUACCACACCAAUAGCAGAAGAUUUUGACAGGAAACGUGCUUAUUUUGAAGAACUGAUUAGAACCAAUAGAAAUUUAGCUCAGUGUUCAUUUUAUUCUGACUGUUUUCAUUGUUCACCUGGACAAACACCCAAGUUAAGUGCUUCCUCAAGUUGGGAUUCUGAAAUCAACAAUUUAAAUAGUCAAAACAAUUUAUUUAUGAAACGUGAUUGUUAUGCAAAGGAUCAGACAAACCACCAACAACAGCAUCAUAAACUGGAAAAUCAGUCACAUCACAACGUAGACCAUCAUCAUCCUCAGCAGAUACAACUUACUUGUUUCCGAAGACCUAUGCAGAAUUUAGAUUAUAACUAUCAUGAAUGCAAUGAUCACAGCCAUAACAAUCAGUAUCUCAGUACUAAAUACCAAUACAGUCAUAAUAAUAACAAUAAUGAUAGUAGUAAUGCUAAUAUUAUUAAUGGUAAUAAUAACAAAACUAACAGUUACCCCUUCACUUUAUGUGAGCCUCAACAAUAUGCUUCUAAUAUUUACCUACCAUUUGAAAAUACUGCAUUCAUCGAACACGAUAGAGACCAUCUAUAUUUAGAUAAAACGUUCAUGCAUCAGAUUAAUACCAGUUCCACAAAACAUGAUUACUAUGCCAAAGCCAUACACGCAAUGCCCAAAGUCGCACCAAAUCCGCCUACUUAUAGCAGCUGUAACAAUGGUAAUAUGUACAGUUGCCAUGAACCCUAUGAAUCAGUAAUUCGAUAUAGAAAUACUUCACCGUUGCGCGUAGAACUGGAAGAUUCACCAAAUCCAACAUCACCGUAUAAUCAAUACGCAAAUCUACACGUUUAUCCUAUACGGAGGACAACUCAUUCACCACCAUGCAGAUUUUCCUCUUAUGCAACAAACCAACAGUACAACUCAUCAAGUAACCAACCACAAGCAAAUCAGUCAAGAAGCCAAAAGCAUCAGCAACAACGGGGUGACUCAUUAGAAAGCUUACACUGUGAACAAAAUGAUUACGCCGAUGAUCAGCCAAAAUAUUAUGGUAGGGUAAAGCAGAUUGUUCAAGCAUUGGACAAACAAGCUGCUGAAAUAAAUUUACGCAUCGAUUCAGUCGAGUCCGUAGCGAGUCCGGAUAGAAGUCGACCAUUAAGACGUAGUCACAGUGAUCGAUUCUCUUAUCUUAUGCCAAGAACAUCAUGGUAG